GAGGAAGAGGCCGGUGCUGUGUGUGUGUGUGUGUGUGUUGGAUGGGAGAAGCUGGAUGUGGCAGGAAGGUGACUGUUUAUCUUACCUGAAGUAAACAGGCAGCAGCUCACCUCAGCUCUCACAUGAAUGGACACAUGCUCUGCUAGCUGCUGUGUGAUGACUGUGCAUGUGUGUGAUGUGUAGAUAGUAUUGCACAGAUGUGCCAUUGCAUUCCACUCUUUACUAUACAUAUGUGAUUGCUCUGUGCCUGUGGUAGUAGCUGCUCUUCGUGUUUGUGUGGAUCUUCUUUUGCUACUUUUCAGGAACAGGACUGACAACCUAUGUGGUGAGCUUGGCAUUUGAAGAGGACCUGUGUCUGACAUUUCAUGGCUGCCCCCAAGCUCCUGUGUCUCCCACUUUUAUCUUUACUUGCCCUGCUUGUUGCCUACUGGUUCCGCCAUGUAGAAGAGGACAACCUGCAGAACCGGUUGGAUACAGUGUUAUCAUCUCUGCUUCAGGCUGAGCAAAAAGCUGGACUGGAUGCCCACCGUCCUCCUCGUAUAGCAAUCGGUUUUGGUGGCUGCCUGGAUAUCAUUGUAGAUGGCGUAGCCCUGAUGAAGGAAACCGCCAUAGGACCUAGUUAUAACCCGGUUCACCAUAACUUCAUUGAGACAGAGACACAGCUGGCUGAGAGUUUUGCCUAUUUCUUUCCUCCCGGUGCAGCUUCAGAGAGGUAUGUGUCCAAUGAGACGUUGUUUAGAAAGCUUGUAGAUGCCUCUAAAAGACUUCCGGAAAUGCGCUGGGCUCUGGGUGGAAAUGCUCCAGUCAUGGCAAACCGCUUGGCUGCUGAAGGUUGUGAUGUUCUACUAGGGGGUCGCCUAAGUCAAGAAGAAGCUAGUGUCUUAUCCGAUCACAUCAAAGUUGCUGGUGAGCCAGUGUUAGAUCCUGACAUCCACCUUAUUAUGGAAUAUCCAACUGGUGCCAGAUGGGGGAACCACAUCUCUCGACGAGCAAACAGGUACAUCGUACACAGUGACUCUCAUAAUCCCAUGAUUGACUCCCUUGAAGAUUUCAGAUCACAAUUGAAAAGUUUUAAGCCUGAUCUUCUUGUGAUCGGUGGGCUACAAAUGAUGGAUAGCUUCCCCUUUAAACCAGGUCAGCGUGAAGCAAGAUUGAAGGCGAUUCAAGAAAUGGUGUUGUCCAUGGACCAAAAUAUAGGCUGUCACUUUGAGAUGGCAUCCUUUGUGGAGCAAAACCUCAUGAAAGACUUGCUAGAGUAUGUCAUACCUUACUCUGAUUCUCUGGGAAUGAAUGAGCAAGAACUUCCAAAUCUCCUCAGUUUAAUUAAAGGGGGAAACAUUACAGUCCUCUCUGACCCUUAUCCCCGUGUGGCUUCCAUUCUCGACCAAAUGCGUGAACUUUAUCAGCUGCUUGGAUCCAGGGAACUUAAAGAGGGUCAGAGGAGGCUGACCCGACUGCAUGUUCACACGCUAGCAUUUCAAGCUAUGUUAGUGGGCAAAGAAUCCAUGUGGAAGAACACAAUGUCUGCUACAGCAAAGGCAUCUCUUACUGCUAAUAGGCAUGUUUGUGGUUCUGCACAUAUUGACACCGGCAAGGCUAAACUCAUCAUGGAUGAUUCUUUCUCAAUCAGCAGAGAAGUAGGCAGCCAGAGGAUACCUUUUAAAGAAAACCGCCCUGUGUCUUGUUGGGAAGAGGACACUUAUGAGAUCUGUCUAGCACCUGUUUUGGUCUGUACUGAAGUUUUUCAGACAGCAGGUGGAGGAGACAAUAUAUCUGCUGCAGGACUGGUGUUGCAAAUUUGAAACCAUAGUCGAUUCAUGAUUUUGAGAAGGCCAACAUUCCACAACUAGAGAACCCUGUGACAUUUUAGAUGUAUGUUUAAAGGACGGUGUGAGAAAAGGGGUACAAUGCAUACUGACAUGAUUUAAGGCAUAUUUUGUUUACUAAGAAACAGCGAAAUCGGUGAGGAUUCAUUAUUUUUGCUCGAAAUACCAUUCCAUUUUUUCCUAAAGGUCAGUCCACCCAAAACGAAUAGCGAAUAAUGCACAAGAUUCAGAUUCCAUGUUGCUGAGUGAGCAUGGACUUACGAGGAUAACAGUGGGAAGAUAUCACUACAGAAGGCACUUUCAGUAUCUUCCCAAAAAUAAAAGUUCAAUCAGUUUUAAAUGAAUGGACAUUUGAAAGUCAAAACGAGCCCCAGUGUAAAUCUGCUAAAUAUACAUUCAGGUGUUCAAUGUCUUACAAUUUGUAUCGUUCCUAAAGUGGCCACAGUCUGAGUAGAGAAGCUUCUUCCCUACCAGCAUGCUUCGGUGUGGGACCCUUGCUCUUUGUGGGGAAGCAGUGAUUUCCCUGCUGAGCCAAAUCUCUGCAAUCGGAAGGGAACAUGACUGCUACAGAUUUGCAUAGCAAUAUCUCUGAGGCAAUGGUCCUAAAUGCUCCCUACUGAGUAACACAGGGAACAAGGGUCCUUGUUUACAGUGUGCUGGCAGGGAAAAGGUUUUUCUUCUUAGGCUGUGCAAAUUAUAAUAGCGGUUUUGUGCCGGCUUGUAGUAGCGUUAGCACAGUACAUAAAGGAAAAAAAAAAAAAGCUGUUGGAAGCAUUUUAUUAGCGUUUAUUUCUGCUGGGGAAAUUGCUAGUGUGCAUGGAGCCUAAAACCUUAAACUCCUUUUGUUUUGAUGCACAUAUAGAAUAUAUUUAGCAAAUUUAAACUGGAGGUUUAAUUGGACUUUAAAGUGUCAAAGGUAGACAUUUUGUUCGUUACCCAUAUCUCUGUAAUUUACUCAGAGAAUCAGUGGGGUGUAUUCCCUAAACUAUUAAAUACCUACUUGCUUUUAUAAUGUGAAGAGGUCAGACAGACCUUCCAUAUUUUAUAUAUAUGUGUUAAUUUUUUACGUGUAUGUUCAUUUUAAGAUUUUUUUUUUUUUUUUUCUUCUCUUCAACAAUGAUUAUGCAUAGACUUGCAUUCCUUACUCUCGUUGUAUUGUAUUACAGUAACUGAAAUGUGUUUGGGGCUAUUUUUCCCCCCCCCCUUGACAUUUUUCCCCGUUCAUAUGCUUUUUAAUUGCACAAGUACGUUCUAAUCAUUCCUCUAAAAAAUAUUGAUUUUAAUGAAAACCUUACUUGACCCU
Messenger RNA from Rana temporaria (common frog), 3129 nucleotides. Its product is annotated as ADP-dependent glucokinase-like. NCBI's taxonomy places the organism in Eukaryota, Metazoa, Chordata, Amphibia, Anura, Ranidae. Gene Ontology annotation, cellular component: endoplasmic reticulum. Gene Ontology annotation, biological process: glucose metabolic process. The record is from RefSeq and is a predicted model, not a curated record. Bases 366 to 1802 code for a protein of 478 amino acids. The transcript has 6 exons. Gene Ontology annotation, molecular function: ADP-specific glucokinase activity.